AUGCUAACAAAUUCGAUCCCAUCAAUCCUCAAGCAACCUGUAGUUUAUUAUUUGGAUAGUCAGACAUCGAUUCGUUCUACGGAGGAUUUAAUAACCGUAUGUACAGGCACAAAACAUUAUAUUAUUGAUACGGAAUCAGAUCUUAAUACUCACCUACCCUCAAUUAUUCAGAUCUUACCAAUACCUGCCGACUCAUCAGCAACCCUAACGUACUACAAUCAGCUCCACCACCAUUCGUCGGAUUGUCCCGUUCGAAAAUUACAACUUGCUACACUCUUACGCGAUGAAUAUCUUCUUACUACAACACCAUAUGAUGAUCUCGAAGGGGACGAAAAUGCGGAUCAUCCGGAAUUGGAUCAUCCGAAUUGCGAUUUUCGUUCAUAUAAACAUCCAGGCAACCCCUGGAGCUUACAACGAGCAUUAGUUCUCCAAUUUGGGUUAUUUUUUUUUAAGAACCAUACAUGUUCAAAUUGGAGUGCCGGUAUUGAUUUACAGCUACGUACUUGGAAAUUUCAUAAUGACAAAUUAAGACGAGAACAACGGCAGAUCAGACAAGAACUUGAAUUAUACGCAAUCAACGAUGUUAUAGCAGUGUGG
Molecule: messenger RNA, 597 nt
Organism: Didymodactylos carnosus
Lineage: Eukaryota; Metazoa; Rotifera; Eurotatoria; Philodinida; Philodinidae
Source: the annotation of a GenBank genome assembly